AGCAGCAUCCCGGGGAGAAGAUGGCUCAGCCUGCACCCCUGAACCAGAACCUCCCAGAUCUCGGGGGCCCAUUCUUGUACCGGGACCAGGACGAUGGGGAGAAGAGCUCGUAUUCAGUGGAAACCCCCUACGGCUUCCUCCUGGACCUGGAUUUCCUGAAAUACGUUGAUGACAUCGAAAGCGGCCAAACGCUCAAGAAAGUGCCGCUGCCUCGCAGGGCGAAAGGGGCCCGGCAGCCGCCCAGUGCCCUGCGCAGCCCCAGCAGCCACGCCAGCGCCUGGACCUCCACCGAGUCCCUCGCCUCCACGGCCAGCGAGGAGGGCAGGACCGCGCUGCUGCUGUCCCCGCACGGCCGGGCACCCCUGGAGCCCCUGAGCAAGCCAGCCUCCCACCCCGUCUCGCCGCCGCCGGCGGUACGGCUGCUCCCACCUCCCACCCGCAAGUGCCUCGUGCGAAACCCACGGGUGGAGAAGACCUUGCUGGAGACGAGCAGGAGGCUGGAGCAAGAGCAGGGCCAUCUGCAGGGUAUCGGUGGUCCCCCCCGCGGUGGCCCGCUGGGCGCCCCGAGUCAGCCACCCCCCUGGGUGCCAGUAGGCACCGAGGGCCAGGCGGGCUGGGGACGGGUGAGCCCUGGCAGUUCAGGGCACAGCACGCCGGCGGCGGGGCUCAGCGCUGCCCCGCUGCAGCACGUGCGGGAGCAGAUGGCCGCAGCCCUGCGGCAGCUCCGGGACCUGGAGGAGCAGGUGAAAACCAUCCCCCUCCUGGAGAUGCAGAUCUGCGAGCUGAAGAGGGAGAAGGCGAAGCUGAUGGAGAAGCUGUUGGCGGAGCCUGGCGAGGCUUUUGGCCGCCCCCCUGGCUCCGAGGCGGUGGGAGGGGGCGAGGAACCACCCCAAGCGGGGCUGGAGAGCGAAGCGGAGCCGGCAAAGGGGCGAGUGAGCAAGAUCGCGGAGCUGAGGAAGCUGACGGAGAAGCUGGCCGUGCCAGAGCGGGGCGGCAGGGCUUGGCCGGGCAGGAGCCCCAAGGCUGCCGAGAGGCCAUGCCGCUCUGUGGCGGUGGGCGAGGACCGGGCCAUGACCGAUGCUGUCUUCUACUACCGGUCACAGCAGGAGGGCGGCGACGUGCCGGACAGCGGGGCGAGGGAGCGCAAGGACGCGGCCGUCUGGGUGCUGGAGUCCUCGCUGGGGCUGGCCAGCGAGGCAGAGCAGGAGCUGGAGCUGCUGCAGCAGACGGUGGGACACCAGAAGGAGGUGAUCGCCCUGAUGGAGGGGCACCUGCGGGAGGCCACGCAGGAGCUGGAGGAGCUGCGGCUGGAGGUGUGCGCCCGCCGGCCCCGCGGGCAGGCGGACAAGGAGGUGACGGCCAAGCCGCAGGUGGCUGAGGCGCUGGUGGAGGCGGCGGUGGCGACACAGAGCCGGGCGGCCGGCGACCCCCCAGAGACGGCGGAGGCAGGCGUGGGGUGCUGCCCACCGACCAUCUGCGUCGGCGUGGGCUGCCGCCCCGACGGGCGGGACGUGGCGGUCGGACCCGAUUCGGCCACCAGAUGUGAAGACAAGGGCAGCCAGACCGACAUGGGCAGCACCGUCCCGGCGGGUGAGGAGAUGGAGCCCGGUGCGGGCGAUGCCCCGAGCGGCCACUCGGCACAGGGUGCAGGAGCAAUGGGGGGGACGUGCCAGGACAGCCCGGCCCCCAGGGCAGCCACACCAGAGACAACGCACAGCGGCCAGGACACAUCCCCGGCGUGGGAUGGCGGAGCUGCCCUGAGCCCUGCGGCCGGAGCCCUGAAGUCCAUCAUGAAGAAGCGGGACGGUCCCCCCCGGAGCGAGGCUGAGGGCAGCAAGAAGAGCCUGCAGUUUGUGGGCGUGCUGAACGGGGAGUACGAGAGCACGUCCAGCGAGGAGGAGGAGGAGGAAGGAGACAGCUCCUCCGAGAAGGCUUCAGCUGACAGCUCCAACAGUGAGGAGCAGGGGGACACCGAAACCUCCGAGGAGGAGGCUGGGGAAGGCGAGCGUGAGCCAGGAUGGGAACAUGAAGGGGCCAGCGUGACCCUGCCGGAGCCCCCCGAGGUGAAAGAGAAGUUCGAGCUGAGCCCCAGGAUGCGGGAGGCCUGCCUCAUCGUCAAGACCCACCUGGGCCACCCCGGUGCCACCAAGAGCAAAGAGGCGCUCGCCAGCAGCAGCCUGGUCCUGCAGGAGUGGUUCCGUCUGUCCAGCCAGAAGUCGUCCGUCCCCGACACGGUUGCCAACCACCUCCUGGCCUUCGCCGAGGUCUCGCCAGCUCUCCUGGCCCACGUGGUGAACCUGGCAGAUGGGAAUGGCAACACGGCCCUGCACUACAGCGUCUCCCACUCCAACUUCCACAUUGUGCGGCUGCUGCUGGACACGGGGGUCUGUAAUGUGGACCACCAGAACAAAGCUGGCUACACAGCUCUCAUGCUGGCAGCGCUGGCAGCCGUCGAGCAGGAGGACGACAUGAACGUGGUCAGGAGGCUCUUCAGCAUGGGCAACGUCAACGCCAAGGCCAGCCAGGCUGGCCAGACGGCGCUGAUGCUGGCCGUCAGCCACGGCCGGCAGGAGAUGGUGGAAGCCCUGCUCGCCUGCGGAGCCGAUGUGAACCUGCAGGAUGAGGAGGGCUCGACCGCGCUGAUGUGCGCCUGCGAGCAUGGCCGCGUGGAGACAGUGAAGCUGCUGCUGGCUCAGCCCACCUGCAACAUCUCCAUCGUGGACAGCGACGGUAACAACGCCGUUGCCAUUGCGCUGGAGGCUGGCCACAGCAACAUCGCCGUGCUCCUCUACGCCCACCUCAACGGCACGAAGGCGCAGCUGCCCCAGGGGACGUCACCGGCAGCUAUGAAGAGCCCUGGGAGCCCAAAGAAACCAAAUUAGAGUGACCUUGGGAUCCAGCCAGGGGCCAGCCAUGUGCCGGCCAGCCACCAUCAGCACUGGGCUGUAAUUUAUGUCCCCUCGCCUGCCACUCCUUUGUGUGCCAAAUCGCUCUCUGCAGCUGCAGAUGCUUUAAUCCUCCUCUCAAUAGAGCAGGCGCCGUCCCUGGGCCUCACUCACCCAUCUCCACUGCUGGAAGCGGCCCGUGCACGGCCACCUCGCUCCACUACGUGACAGAGGAGCCAAGCAUCGAGUGACCUUGGGGUGGGAAAUGCAGCAAGCGGAAGCCAGCCCCGUUCCCUCUGCUGCCCGUCAGCCCUGCUCCUGCUGACCACUGGAGCUGCGCCACCUCGGAGCCCUCUGCAAGUUGUUAACUCACUGGAACAGCAGAAAAUGCACCCAGCAGAAAUAGCACCUGGUUUCUGCUCUCUUAGCCAGCUCCUGGCAGCUCCGGCGAGGCAGGGGAGCCGGUGACAGGGAGCCGGGCUGCAGGAGGGCAAGCGUUGGCUCCUGGACCCUGCUGUGCUGCACGGUGCCAGCGGGGAAGCGGUGCUCAGGAGGCGAGUCCUGCGCAGCAACAGGAGAGGGGACACAAACCAGCUGGUUAACGCUGCCCCAGACACGGGCUGGGAGCACUUCCAGACUGAAAUACUUGCCCUUCUUUUCUGGCAUUUCCUUUCCUGGCUGAAAUCUGAAUUUUUUCUAGCACAUGCACACAAAGCAAAAAAAUUAUAUUGCUUAGUCAAAGGAUGGAGUUCAACAUGAAAUCACUCUGUGAUUUGCUCAAUGGGAGCAAAACUGGGCACUUGGGGCGGCAGCCAAGCUGACAGAAGGGGGCCAAGAGCCAUGAACGCAUUUAGGGACUGAGGCUGCCCAGCCGAUACCCCACACGGGGAGCGGGGACCUUCUCCCAAGGGAAAGGUAGCAAUUACCUCCUAAACAUUUCCCAUUUUAAACACUCAUAGCCACUGACUGCAAAGGCAACCAGAGCCCGCAACGAAGUUCCUCUCUGCCCACUUUCCUUCCCAAAGGGGAGGAGAGCAGCUGAGGAUAGCUCUGGGAAAAAAAGAUCGGCAAGAAGAGCUCAGAGAGAGCCUAGGGCCCACGGAGAUGGACGCGUAUGUCGGAGGACGUGUGUGUGUCUGUGCAAGUGUGUGUGCACCAGGUGGGGUGGGAACAGACAAGGUAAGGACUAAGGACCGGGAGGAAAAAGGCUUUUGCACGUGAAGCCGGCUCCGCUCUGAAUCCUUCACAAAGGUAACGCGUGUUGCAGCCCCCACUUCUGCUCCUUGGCCCAGGCUCCCCCACCAUCACUCCUGCCUCACCCAGGCCUGGUGUGAGCCGUACUGCGAGCUGGGAAACGCUCCCCAAGAGACUUGUUCUGGGCAACACGCUGCUGUCCUCGCAGUGGGCCUGUUUUCAGCUUUGCACUGAAGUUAAUAUACAAUGCUCACAGCCACUCUCUAGUACACUGCUCUGUAUGUAUUCCGUACUCACUGCUUUGGUCUCACAGGUUUGUUUACUGGUAUUUUAAUACUGAUGUUUAUUUUUAAGGUUUAAAUAAAAUUUAAAGUAAAAUUAUUUUGAAAUAUUACAGCGACCAUCA
This is a messenger RNA of Gymnogyps californianus (California condor), 4485 nucleotides long. RefSeq names its product KN motif and ankyrin repeat domains 3 (gene KANK3). Bases 21 to 2882 code for a protein of 953 amino acids. Gene Ontology annotation, biological process: negative regulation of actin filament polymerization. The transcript has 10 exons. Gene Ontology annotation, molecular function: protein binding. NCBI's taxonomy places the organism in Eukaryota, Metazoa, Chordata, Aves, Accipitriformes, Cathartidae. The record is from RefSeq and is a predicted model, not a curated record. Gene Ontology annotation, cellular component: cytoskeleton; cytoplasm.